Molecule: messenger RNA, 836 nt
Organism: Lactuca saligna
Lineage: Eukaryota; Viridiplantae; Streptophyta; Magnoliopsida; Asterales; Asteraceae
Source: the annotation of a GenBank genome assembly
AUGGAUGAAGUGGAUUUUCGCGACGGUGGCGUACUUCUGAGUUCAGAUAUCCCACUGGUUCUUCCUACCAAAGCCGUCCUCUCCAUUUCUUCUGCCAUUCUCGCCCUCUUUCUUACGAGAGGAUCAUUUAUGUCGUUCUUCCGAACAUACUGGAACAGUCCUGUUGGACCUAAAACUACUCAUUUCUGGGGUCCUGUAGCCAAUUGGGGAUUCGUUGCUGCGGCAAUGGCUGAUCUUGAGAAGCCUCCAGAGAUGAUAUCUCGCAACAUGACUUCAAUGAUGUGUGUAUAUUCGGCUUUAUGUAUGAGAUUUGCGUGGAUGGUUCGGCCUCGCAACUAUCUUCUUCUUGGAUGCCAUAUGUCAAAUGAAACGGUUCAACUUUUUCAACUUUCACGAUGGGCAAGAGGUCAAGGGUAUUUGCAGAAGAAGGAAGACGAGACACCAAUCACACCAUCACCUUGACUUUAGAUGGUUUCUUUAGUUUCGACUUUUAAGGUGGUUAUUUUUCGGUGUUACUGUAAAUUUAAAGCUUGUAGAUCUAAUGCAUUUUACAGUUUGUUAAGAUAUUUAGAGGUUUAUAUCUUGAUUUGUAAUGAUGACGAUUUCCAUUAUUGUAUAAUUUCUUUUUAGAGGAAAUAACAUUUUUGGUCAUGAUUAUAUUUGAUUUUUGCAAUUUUGGUUCAAAUUUGUGGUCCUUGUAACUUUUUGUCCCGGAGUAAAAAUGACUAUUUGGUCUUUGUGAGUAUAAAUAAAAAUUUUAUAAUUUUGGUCCAAAAAAUAUAGUAGUUCUAUUUGGAACAAUCACCAAAACUAUUACAAACAUGUCAAAUAAGGAC